AUUAAAUGAUGUACAUUCAGUAGAAAUAUUAUUAUGAAUGAAUAAUGUCACUAUCCCAUGAUAUUAGAUGUUCUAUCGUCAAAAGGGUUGGUAUCACUGACAAGAGGGGUAGUUCUAUGCCAGGCAAGGGUUAAAGCUGCUGACCACUUACUCCCACCAUUGGCUCAUCUUUUAUAGCCCAUGGGCUGGCUUGCUGUCAGUUGCAGCAGGCUGCGCUGUGCCUUUAAGAGGAGCCUGCAUGCUGAGUGUGGCCAGCAGAGGCAAUCCUGACGCUUAAAGUGAAACUAGAAUCUUCUGCUAAGGAGACAUGAGUGGCUAACAGGGCGGCCAUGUUGACAUGAACUAACGGCAAAGCAAAGCAGUCCCGUUUCUCUAAGAUGACACGAACCGACCCGCCUGACAUACUAGUGUCUACAGUGUAUCGAGAUAUUAAGGUGACCCUGAAAGCUGAUUCUCCCAUCCACAGAGCCACCGCACAAUGUGACAGCUUCAUGUCCAACCACACGGAGACUCACCAGCAACAGUUCAACAAAAGGCACUGCCGCAGCUUUGACUUUCUCGAGGCCUUGGACGAACACUUGACCAAUACCUCAAGCAUGGAACGUUCCCAGCAAGGAAGACAGAGACGGGCAGACACCCCUGAACCAUCUUCUCAGCCUGUGGGCAGAAAGGCCUCCAUGAAGUCAGAUACAAGAUACAUAUCUCAGGGGGUAGACACCUCAAAGGAAGUGGCCAAAGAAACAAGGAGAAGGCCACGAUCCAAAAGUGCACCAAGGGUCACAACUGCUUUCACCUCAAUCCCUAUACAAAUGUCAUCUUCUCAAUCACCUCCUCCGACUACCAGAAGAGGCAGAGAGGUGCUCCGGACCUCCAGAGAACCGCAGAGAUCUGUAGCCUCCCCCAAAAGGGAAGUCAGCUAUGCUCCUGCCAAGGUACUCAUGAAUGAAGUCCACCCAAUAAAACUGCAGCCGCAGCGCAACAGUGCCAGCCGGAUUUCUCCCCUUUGUGUCAGCAGCAACUGCAUGGAGGAAAGUCAUGGGGCAAAGCCAAUCGCUAGCCCUCACGUCCGGUGCCGAGUAGACAUCAAGCCAGAUGAUGCCGUAUUGCAGCACACUGCACACAGCUCUAAGCCCAGUCAGAAUUGGGGGGAGGCACCAUAUUGCACAAGGCAACCAGGCACACCCAGGAACUUAGCAGUACCCGCUGCAAGACUUAUAUCUGUGUCUCGGACCCCCACACCCAGUGAUUCCUAUAGUGGGGACCACAAGAUUGCACACUUUCCCUGUAAUUCAGGGGGCGAGAUGUACACCACAGACUUUAGAGGUGUCCCAUACCAAAGUGUUGCUUCCCCAAGAGACUUCACACACUACUCCAGCAGAGACUGCGGGCAGUAUGGCAGUUCCCCCAUUCCAGCCUCCUACUUCUAUACAGAGGAUGAUGGUAGCUACACUCCAAAUAUCCCCAUCAAAAACAGGGGCUGUCUAACUUACCCUGCAGUCCCUACUCACAACUACUACCCAGAGGAGCCUCCUACCGGCCCUCGAACUUAUUACAUUGAGGAGCCCAGACCUUAUCCUAUUCAGGAAGCGCCAGUAAGGACGUUCUAUGGAGAGGAUGCCCGUUAUUAUCCUCCUCGUGCAGUUUCAGCUAAAACAAUGUACGGGGAGGACCCUAGGUUGUAUCCACUUCAGACGUCAGCUGCCAAACACUACUUUGCUGAGGAUAUCUCAAAGUAUUCAGAAAGGGAGGCCCUCACGAGGACAUAUCCCUACCCAAGGACCUCCCAGCCCCUCCAAUUCAGUGAAUGGUAUUUUCCAGAUCAGGGCCAAGUCCCAUACCCAACCAUACCUAUAUCACCUUUUCCCUCACAGUCAACUGCAAGGGAGGCAAUGCUAUCAUCAUGGCAUGCAUCAUAUAGCAUGAACCAGCAGAGGCUAGGAACAGACACCAGGAGCUAUUCCAGGUCUUGGGACAAUAUUUUAAACCCUGGCGGGCGCAAAGAGGACCCUCUGAUGCGGGGCCGCAGUUAUGAGAACCUGCUGUGCCGUGAGCGACGUGCCUUAUCUCCCGAUGACAGACGCCAACCUGUGGUUGUUAAUCUUUCUUGUUCCCCUAAACGCUAUGCUGCCCUAUCGCUUUCGGAGAAUUCGAUAGUGGAGAAGGUUCACACAGAAGGUGGACGGUACACAAUGGGGCGCUCAUGGUUUGUCACCCCUGAGAUCACUAUUACAGACAAUGACUUAAGAGCAAAUGGGGUGGGAAGGGCUGAGAGGAGGUCUGCCAGCUGGGAUGUGAUAGAUUCGGGUGUCACGCCGCCACCUUACCAAGCCCAUCCUUCCUAUCCUACCAAAGAAAAGAUGCCAAGCAGAUCCGCCCGGCACCGCAGCCUAGAGCAACUGGACGAGCUUAUUGCAGAUCUGGUCAUAGACUACAAACCACCAUCAAGUCGCCGCCCAAGUGAAGCAGAUGCCCUUGCAGACCAAUUGAGAAAGUUAAUCAAGGAGGAUAUGAUAGGGCUCCCAAGAAAAACAGAACACUAUGGACAAAUGGCAGAGCUUCUGCAGAGUAGGCCCCUAAACGAACAGCCAACACCGACCUUUCCAGAAUCUCACCGAGGUCAGAGGAGAGGGACAUUCCCAGAGAUGCCUGUGAGCAGCCCCCACAAGCCACUAGAAGACUGCUCGCCGGAUCUGAGUGCAGAUGAGGAUGAUCUUUUAACUUGCUCCAAUGCCAAGUGCAGGCGCACAGAGACUAUGUUCAAUGCCUGCCUCUAUUUCAAGUCCUGCCAUAGCUGCUACACUUACUACUGUUCCCGCAACUGUCGCCGUGAGGACUGGGACAUCCACAAAGAGAGCUGUAUUUACGGUCGCAUGGGCAGCGUCUGUCGCCAUGUGCUGAAGUUUUGCAGAGAGAAUACAGAGGUGCACAAAGCCUUUUCUCGUAUUGCCAAGGUGGGAUACCUCUCCCGCGGUAGAGGGGUGCUCUUUCUAGGUUUUCCUAACCCCGGUUCUGCAGAUAACUUUCUCCAACUGGGCCUGGAAGGUUUGCUGAUGUCCCCCACCUACUUGUCUCUGAGGGAGUUAGAGAGCUACUCAGAUAACCUGGGAGAGCAUGCCAAGGAGCUGCAGGUAGCUGGCAACCAAUUUGACCCAGAGGAAUGUUUCUUGUUGAAUGUAACUGUGGCAGUGGGACAAGGGGGCUCUGACCGCCUGUCAGCAAGAGCCCACCAUAUCCCCACUGUCCGCAAGUAUGCCAAAAUAGCCUUAGCCUCGUCUAGCCCAGAGAGAAAGAUCACAAAAAAGGAAAAGGACAUGGAGACACUGAUCUUAACCCCACCUCCUGGCACAGCCAACUUGGAUAACGAUGGAGAAGAAGGGAGGAAAGCCAGGGAGGUUUGCUUCAUUCAUAUCCAAAGGGAGCUUAGAAUAAGAGGGGUCUUCCUUCGUCAUGAAUAUCCUAAAAUCUACCAGCAGCUGUGUGAGUUUGUGGAGAACAACAAGAGGUUCAUACCCACCACCAUCUAUCCCAUCGACAGGAGGACUGGGAAACAGUUUAUGUGCAUGAUCAUGGCAGCUUCAGAGCCAAGGACCCUAGAUUGGGUGGCCAGCCCAAAUCUUCUGGAUGAUAUCAUGUAACUGCACAUCACUGGCACUCUACACUCAUUGUCUCUUAUGUUCUUCUCUGGCUUUGUAGCUUAUUUAUUUUUUGUAUCGGAAGAAGUCAUAUUGCUUUAAUAUUCACAACAUACUCCGGCCCUUCCGUUCACCAGGAUUGGACACUGCCUGGCUUGCUAAUAUUCACCUUUCAUUGAUGCCCUAUCUUGCACUUUUUGGUGUUGAAUCAAGGGUAAUGUUUAAAGCUUGGUUGUCCAGACUUUUAGCAACGUAGGGCCUAAAUAUAUAGAGGUCAUUGCAUUAAGUAAAGGACUGGUCACCAUCGCCAGCUCAAAGUCUACUGCUAGAUCACAAUCUAUCUUGGGCACCCCUGUUUUAUAGAGUCGAAAGACAAACGCGUAUAUCAAAUCAUUGAAUUAAUUUAACGUUUGGUUCAUUCAGGGCUAUCACUGAAUUCUUAUUUAUGGAAAUAUCUUAUUUAAACUUAGAACAUGCAUUAGGCUGCUAUUUAAAAUAUAAUCAGCUGGUUCAUCUUUCUUUAUAAAUUCAAUUCUGUCUGUUGGUGUUGACGAGAUAGUGUAGGGAUAGGUCACCUUUGGCUCUCCAGAUUUAGAACUACAACUCCCAGCAUCUUCUUGAAGAUGACUGAUGGAGUUGCAAGACUAUCAAUUGUAGAAUGGAAAGAUCAUCUCAUUCAUGUUGAAAACAUUACUAAUUUUAAACAGAUGCCAUUGCUAUAAUACUACUAGUUUUACAGUAUAGUAAUACUACUUUCAAUGUAUUAUAGCAAAGAUUAUAUUUUGUAUUGUAUUCUGGGAUUAAAAUUAGGCACAGAUUCCCAAAUGUGUGUGUGGUAGCUUUAAAGGGGUUUUUGUUCACCUUGUACUAUGUUCUAGACUGCAGACAAUUUGCAGCUGAUUAUUUUAUUUUUUUAUUUGUGGUUUUUGAAUACAUGGUUAGGCCUGCAAUUUAAACUGCUUUAAGGUUGCUGGGAGUUAAUUAAUUUAGCAACCAAGGAGCAGUUUAAAUAUCAAAACAGGGACUAAACCUGAAAAAAAAAACAAGCAAUAAUAGAAUAACCAUCAAACUAAAGCCUGUUUUUGUUGUUGCUGUUGCGGUCAGUGACCCUGACAACCAGAUAUUUUCAGCUGCAGGCCAUAUUAAGAAGGCUUAUAAUUAAAAAAACCUUAGAUCCACCUAUAAAAUAUGAAAAGUUAAUGUAAAGGUGAACUUCUCCUUUAAAUAUAUUUCAAAGGUGCAGUAAGGAAAUCCUUGUCAGUCUUAGGGGUAAUAGAAAUGGCGCUCUGCUUUUAGCAAGCCGCCCAAGUGAAAAGCAAGGUGCAGGGUAAGUAUUGAUAGGAGUAUUAGAAGCUGGAGGCUCUAAUACCCAUUUAUAGAAUUUUGAUGAGUAGAAUGAAUUAUUGGUAUAUGUAUACAAUACAAGAAUCCAAAGUAAUUAUAUUUGGGCUCACGGUACUAUUUGGUGUCCAACAUUUGGCCUGGGUGCCCUUAGCUAAUGAGUCAUUAGGGAUGGGCGAAUUUGACCCGUUUCGCCAAAAAUUUGCCGCUGGCAAAAAUGUCUAG
Messenger RNA from Xenopus laevis (African clawed frog), 5198 nucleotides. RefSeq names its product apical junction component 1 homolog L homeolog (gene ajm1.L). The transcript is spliced from 2 exons. The record is from RefSeq and is a predicted model, not a curated record. Gene Ontology annotation, biological process: cell-cell junction organization. Lineage: Eukaryota; Metazoa; Chordata; Amphibia; Anura; Pipidae. The coding region runs from base 378 to 3635 and encodes 1085 amino acids. Gene Ontology annotation, cellular component: apical junction complex; plasma membrane.